AAUUUGGAAAUUAUUCCAGGUGCAUCUCACCUUUUUGAAGAACCAGGUUGUCUCGAAAAAGUAGCAGAUCUUGCAGCUCAAUGGAUUAAACGAUAUUUGGCAGACGAUUAUGAAAAGAAAUAA
Scutellospora calospora is the source of this 123-nucleotide messenger RNA. The record is from the annotation of a GenBank genome assembly. NCBI's taxonomy places the organism in Eukaryota, Fungi, Glomeromycota, Glomeromycetes, Diversisporales, Gigasporaceae.